CCCCUCUCCAUGACAAGCCAUCUCAGCUGGCCCCGGCUACACUGCCAACAGCAACAACACGCCAUGGCCCUGGACACCUGCUCCUACGACUGUUGCGUGUUGCCUCCGCUGGAUUGCUUGGACGGGGGCUGGGGCUGGGACUGGGACUCGGAGCUGCUUCGCACUCAUCACUACACUCUCGGAGGAGACGGAGCCGGAGCCGGAGCUGGAGGUGCCGCGGCCGCCGUCCAAGCAGAGCCCACCUUCUUCCCGGCGACGCCAGGUGUGCAGUCGCCGGCGUCGUCGUCGGAGGCGUCCAGUGGCUACCUGCACGACGCCGUCCCUCACUGGAGCGACCGUCGCAGCAAGCGGCAGCGGAUGGCGGAGACAACGACACCUCCCCCUCGGCGUCCGGCGACGGCCGUGAGUGAGGAUCUUCAGUGCCUUCUUGCGGGCUUCUGGGAUUCUAGCGCCGAGGAAGGAGGAGGAGCAGAUUUCCGCCAUGAUUUGAACACCACGACGACCCCGGACCCGAAGACGGAGAUACGGUGCAGUUUUGUCUCAGGAGAGGACGGGGCAGGUGCAUCGGGCAGGGAUGAGCAGCAGAGAGGCCCCAGCGCGCAGCUGCAGCUGCCGGGGCCAGCCGGAGAUGAGGAGGCAGCCGCGGUAGUCCCCCCUCCUCGCUUCCCCGCCACCGUGCGAGCCGCUGCUCCCCCCCUGCAGCUGCAGCUGCAAAAGGCUGCGGCCGCGGCCGCGGCUGCCACGACGGCGCCCGCCUCUGUCUGCCCCUCGUCGCUGUCAGGGGAGGCCGAGGAGGAGAAGGAGAAGAGAGGCGUCGGAGUGCUGUACCCGUUUGCAGUCGUCAAGCCGCUGGGGUUAGACGACGGCCGCAUGACGACGCUGGACGACGUCAACCAGCGAAUCCUCAAGAGACCGGCAAGACCAGUUCGGCACCCCGUUGGCCCGUUCGCGUGCGGCCCCGCCGUGACGGCUCACGGCCUGGGCCUGUCCGGCAAGGCAGUCGUUAGCCUGACCAAGAUCAGGACGGGAGGAAACGGCACCAUAACCAUCAUUAGAACAAGAGGCUGAUGGAUGUGAUCAACCAUUUCCUUUUUUUAUUAUUUUUAGGUUGCCUGCCUGUUGCUCAGGAUAAUCAUGGUAGAUUAGUAGCUGCGGAUGUAAAUACACCCUCGGGUUUUCAAUGCAGGCUGCCUUCUCUAGUUUAAUAACUAGCUUAAAACCCCCCACUGCAUUUAAAUUGAAUAAGCUGCGGCCUAGAAUUUGCACCGCAGA
Sorghum bicolor (sorghum) is the source of this 1272-nucleotide messenger RNA. RefSeq lists its product as uncharacterized. Lineage: Eukaryota; Viridiplantae; Streptophyta; Magnoliopsida; Poales; Poaceae. Gene Ontology annotation, biological process: male meiotic nuclear division; female meiotic nuclear division. The transcript is spliced from 6 exons. The record is from RefSeq and is a predicted model, not a curated record. Bases 10 to 1068 code for a protein of 352 amino acids.